GACGGUCACACUGCUGGUCUCCCCCAACCCCCAACCUCCUUGCAAGGACAACACAAUUAGACGGCGGACACAUACAGUUUUUUUUUCCCUCGUUCCGUGCCCGCCAGUUAAGUAGCCUCCAGCCCAGUAGUGACUGAUAGCAGGAUGCUCCGGCGACGACUUGCAGUUUAAAAUGUGUGGCUGAUUUACACUUCCAGCCAAAGAUGAACAAUUUGGAGCACGUCAAGCACUUUUACCCCGAAAACUACAAGUUGGAUCUGUCCGAGACGAUGAAGGCAGCUCUGUCCAAGGGUCCCGGUGGCGGAGGCGGAAUGCCAGGCGGAGAUAUGCUUCCACAGCCAAAUGCCGGGGUGCCGGGGGUAGGCUAUGUCACGGAGAAGCUCUACAUGCUGCUGCAGCUAUAUCUGCAAAACAAGGGCUGGAAUCCGAGUGCGGAACUGCUGCAGUGCUUCAGCGAUCUCAAGGAUAAUGCCAUGUUGCCCAGCGCCGCUUACUUGCAAGUCCUAGCUAACCGUCUUACCCUAGACUCCCAGGGACGCCUUAUCCUGCGGGAUAAUGGCAAGAUAGUCUUACCCUUUGAGCACUUUGCGAAUGCCGUGAUGCUGAAGCACAUGUCCGGUCCACAUGGUCUUCACCUGAGUGUAGAUGCCACGGUGAGGGCUGUCAUCGAGUCGUACACCAUCGGACGGGAUCAGUUCGGAAUGGAGAAGGAGUUCAUCAUCGAGGUGGUGCAGUCGUGCCCGAGUCCCGCUUGCCGUUACUACAAAAACCAUAUGGGCAUCUCACCCAUGCCGUUUAUGGAACAGCAGUAUCCUGGAGUAAACACGCCGGAGUUUCUGCAGCGUCUAUCCCACCUGCCUCCAAGCGGAGCUCCUGGAGGCAGCUCUGCCGCUGGUUCGGCAUCCAGUGUAGGGAGUAGCGCCAGUUCAGGCAACGUAGAGAUAGAUCUAUCCAAGUCGACAGGUGGAAAGGUUCCUCAGGUGCCGGUGCCACCGCAGCUUCAGCAUCUGACCAAGCAGCAGCAGAACAGCAUUCAGACGCAGCUAUCGCAGAUUAGUGCUGCUGCAGUGCAUCACCAACAGCAGCAACAGCAGCAGCAGCAACAGCAACAGCAGCAACAACAGCAGCAGGCUCAGGCGCAAGCGAAACACCAACAGCAACUGACAGCUGCGCUGAUCCAGCAACAAAACCGCGUCCUUGCCCAACAAAGUCUGGAAAAGCUGAGCAAUCUGAGCCCACUGGAGAAGCAACGCGUCUUCGCUCAGCUGGACCCCAAACACUUUGAUCCAAUGGCCGUGGCAGCUGCUGCUGCCAAUCUCCAGAUUCAGGGUCUCAUGCAAUCCCAAGCAGUGGCCGCCGCCGUGGCAGCCAACCAGCAACAACCUUCGUCAUCACUGUCCGCCACAAGUUCAUCUACGGCAAGUGGGUCUGGAGUGGGUGGCGGAUCGCAGGCCCACCAUGGCCAUCAUCCUUUGCCGCCGCCAUCCCAGUCGCCGCACUCGUCGUCCUCGUCUUCCUCGCACUCCUCUCUGGAGCAGAUCACCCACAAGAACGUGGCUGAAUCUUUGCGUUCCAACCUGGACUCAAUUGAGUCGAACAAGGAUCUGCUGGCGUUGCAUAAUGGGGCUUGGGCCACCAGCGAUGCUAAUCGUAUGGACCACAUGGCCGUGGGCCAGGACAAGAUAGUGAGGAUCUUUGCAGAGCUAAUGCGGAACAUGUCGCGGAUGAAAACCUACAUACGUCCCUCGAUGUGCAAGCCCUAUGGCAAGCAGAGCGAGAGUCUGCAAAAGACCCUCAUGGACACCAUACAAAUCGUGCAGACGCUGCGGAACUGCCUACCAGCACCUCAUAUUCCUGUCUCCUCCUGGAAGAGCGAAAGCGAGGGCAACGUGGGCGCUGGAGUCGGUGUGGGCGUUGGCGUGGGUGUUCCCCCAGGACUUAACUUAAGUGCCGCGUUGGGUCUACCUCAGGGUAGAGUGGACAACAUGCAUUAGGCGGUAGCUGGAGGGUUACCUAUUGAUAUCCCUUGAAUAACCUUCUUCCAGAGGAGGGCCAGUUCCAGGGCUCUUAGUAUUUACACUCAUACCAUAUAUACAUAUUUAAAGGAUAAGGACAGUAGUUCACCCUAGUAGACUUGGCUCAAGAUUUCCUUUUAUCAAUUAUGUGCCAUGUUCAACGCAAGACUUGAUUUCAUUUUCACAUUUGACUGACACUUAGGUACAUAUUAAAAAAGGAAUCAGGACGAGGCGGAUCCUGAACCGAUUUCGUUUUCAUCACCCUCUGUUUUCCCCAAGUUUCGGCAAGCAAAAUUAACAAGCAAAAUGAGAAAUUAGUUAAACAAUUGGCAAAACGUCUGUGAUAUUUAAAUUAUGUUGGCAGCAAGGAGCAGAACAAAAUUUUAUUCAUUAUGUUGUGUGACAGUCUUACCAUUUACUUUGUGCAAUAUCUAUGUAAUAACUAUCUAUUCUUAGCCAUUCUCGUGCAAUCGACGACUUUUCGCCCAUAUCACCACAAAGUAACUUGAAUAUAGCUAUGUAAUAUUAUAAUAACCUACUAGUAACCGGCAAUUUAGGCGAUUAACAUGUCUUAUGAUUUGCACUAAAGCAGAUGAGCAGGGGAAAGAGUUGUGUUUAAUUUUAAGGAGCUAAUGAAGGAGAAGCAGGUUGUAUUUCGCAUGCAAAGGCUAUUUAAAUAUAUACUUAUUGUUUAUUUCGCCCGCGCCCACAUUACAAUUACAAGUAAUUCGAAUAAUUCGAUAGCAAACAGUAUUAAACGCAAUAAAGACACUUCAACCAUAAGUAUUUACCCAUCGGAGUCGAGGGAAUUACAGUA
This is a messenger RNA of Drosophila ananassae, 2832 nucleotides long. RefSeq lists its product as uncharacterized. The record is from RefSeq and is a predicted model, not a curated record. Lineage: Eukaryota; Metazoa; Arthropoda; Insecta; Diptera; Drosophilidae. Gene Ontology annotation, biological process: regulation of transcription by RNA polymerase II. The transcript is spliced from 5 exons. Gene Ontology annotation, molecular function: transcription cis-regulatory region binding; nuclear receptor activity. Gene Ontology annotation, cellular component: aryl hydrocarbon receptor complex; nucleus. Bases 204 to 1994 code for a protein of 596 amino acids.